Molecule: messenger RNA, 697 nt
Organism: Baudoinia panamericana UAMH 10762
Lineage: Eukaryota; Fungi; Ascomycota; Dothideomycetes; Mycosphaerellales; Teratosphaeriaceae
Exons: 1
Coding region: 124-558 (144 amino acids)
Source: RefSeq, a predicted model, not a curated record
UGCAGAAAGCUAAUCGCCAAAACGGCAGCCGUUGCACUUCAGUGCAUCUGCGUCCAGUAGGUUUCCGCAUGACCAGGUGUAUGGUGCUGAGCACUGUACUACUCAGCCACUGCGCCAAGCCAUAUGGCCACAAAGCAUUACCACGACCGGGUUCGGAGCCCAUCAAACGGACACUACACCGAUUUGGUAUGUGCUAGUUCCAGCGAAGAAGCUCCAUGGAUGCAUGCACCGUGCAGCUGCCUUCUGCAUGCCAAAGGGUCGUACAGUCUUUCUUGGCUCCCCUCCGAUUACAGGGCUGACUCUGUGCACCGAGCUGUACGUGCGUUGCCCAACUACCGAAGCGACACCGCCAAAGGCUUCUGCUUCCGUGCUAGGACGCUUGUAGCGAGCUACUGCACCCGCCGUUGUGGGCUCUCAGUGAAACGGCACUGCCUCCAAGUCCGGCUUGCUGUCGAGUUUGUCAUCACAGUCUGUAAGGGCCAAGCGACGUACGCCAUGCAUGUGACCGGCACCAUGGCUGCGGCGGAGAGUAACCACGCUUACAGCGAUCUCGCCUAGUGCACCGAGGUAAAGCAUUCACCGAAGGUCCUGACGAACGUUGUUUCGGCCGUUCUACGCCUUCGGGACGACAUACUCGGUUGACUUUGGCAAACGUAGACCAGCCGCGGUAAUACCGCCAGCAACAGCCAAGCCUUGA